Toxoplasma gondii ME49 is the source of this 279-nucleotide messenger RNA. RefSeq lists its product as hypothetical. The transcript has 2 exons. NCBI's taxonomy places the organism in Eukaryota, Apicomplexa, Conoidasida, Eucoccidiorida, Sarcocystidae. The coding region runs from base 1 to 279 and encodes 92 amino acids. The record is from RefSeq and is a predicted model, not a curated record.
AUGGCCUACUUGUACUACCCUACAGUCACCCUGCAACGGGUGACGAACCCGGUGGCGGUGUAUCCUGCGACUUAUGUACCGACGGGCUACUACGUGUCUGCAGCGGUGCCUCUCUACUGCUGCUACACUCAACCGCCUUGCUGUCACUGCGUUCGAAUUGCCCACGCAGAAGCCAACAAGCGAAACGGCACCGGAAGUAAAUGCCGAGGCAGAAGCCAUAGAAGAAUUAGCAUCGGUCAAAGUGAUUACGGAUAUCGGUCGCAUUCACCACAGGGGUGA